This is a messenger RNA of Erinaceus europaeus (western European hedgehog), 997 nucleotides long. RefSeq names its product CMRF35-like molecule 6. Gene Ontology annotation, molecular function: transmembrane signaling receptor activity. Gene Ontology annotation, cellular component: plasma membrane. The transcript is spliced from 5 exons. The record is from RefSeq and is a predicted model, not a curated record. The coding region runs from base 201 to 887 and encodes 228 amino acids. NCBI's taxonomy places the organism in Eukaryota, Metazoa, Chordata, Mammalia, Eulipotyphla, Erinaceidae.
CUGCUGCAGCCUAGUGAUUCUCCCCAAGCCUCCUGUACUCACCACUGGGUCACAGUGGAAGGGUCUUGAGGACAAGACUCAGGCUGCACAAAGAAGCGGAGAGGCCAGAAGAUAAAGGAGGGUGCAGCUUCUGUGAGGAGGCUGCACUUGGCGCCUGUCCAGGGCCUGGGGCUGCUGCCAUUUUCUUCUGUGCUGCAGACAUGACUCUGACUCUGAGGGAGGGGGCAUGGUGGCUGCCCUCAGUGCUGCUUCUGCUCCAGGUCCCAGGCUGUGUGUCUCUGAGUGGCCCCGACUCCGUGGUGGGCAUCGUGGGGAGAUCCCUGAGUGUGCAGUGUUGCUACAAGGAAAAAUACAGAGGCCACCUCAAGUACUGGUGUAUAAGCCCGUGUUUGACAGAGCAGGCAGUGAUUGUGAAGACCAGAGCAUCAGAGAGAGAAGUGAGGAGCGGCCGUGUGAGCAUCAGGGAUCAUCCUGCUGCCCUGACCUUCACAGUGACCUGGGAGGACCUCACUGAGGAAGAUGCUGGAACAUACUGCUGUGGGAUCAGUGUAGCUUUCUUAGUCACAGACUUCAAAUCAGGGAUUGAUCCCAAGAAGUGGGUUACAGUGUCUGUGUUCCCAGCCCCCAUGACUGAGUCCUUUCCUAUAACCACCAUGACCAUCCUCAGUCCUCCUACAACAUCACCACCGUCCACCUGGCCCUCUACCACCAGGCAAGAUACACCAGGCCCCAGCCAAUACCCCAGGUCCCCUCUGUUCAGUGUCCACUUCCUGUUCCUGGUCUUCGUGAAACUGCCCCUGUUCCUGAGCAUGCUUGGUGCCGUCCUCUGGGUGAACUGGCCUCUGAGGGUCCCUGCAUGGAAGUGGGGUUGCCAGUGUAAGAAGUGACACUUGCUGAUGUGGGAUGCCCUCUGCCUUCAGGAUAGAGACGAGCCAGAACUGAGCCCCUCCAAUUAAUGGCAAUAGCUUCUAACUAAUAAAUCCGCUUUCGGUCUCUA